Messenger RNA from Auanema sp. JU1783, 924 nucleotides. Lineage: Eukaryota; Metazoa; Nematoda; Chromadorea; Rhabditida; Rhabditidae. The record is from the annotation of a GenBank genome assembly.
AUGGUUAUCCGGCCAUCCAGCUCACAAUGGAGUAUUUCACCAGAAACGAUUAUGAGCCAUCAUUAUCGUUUGACUCGUGGGAUUAAGCCAGUAGUUGAUACAUCUCCUCCUUAUUCUAUGUAUAAUAGUCCAAUAAGUAUUCAUUAUGUUCCAAAGCGUUCGUCCUCCGCGGAUCCAUCCAAGCGUAAGCAAGUCAAAUCUGUUGGACAACCUCAUCAUCGAGAACUUGCUGAUUUCGUUAAUUCAUCCAAAAAUAGUUUGAAACUUCCUUUAGCUUUGACGAGUUCUUAUAACGAGCUGGCGAAGCCCACGUUGUUAGCAAACCGAAAUUACCAGGCACCAUUACAUCGCAAGAAGGAACCGCCUAUACGACCAAUAAGCAAACCGAAAUCAAAUAAUCAACAAUACGAUUCGCAGAAAGUUAAAACACGAAAGCCAAAAGUCUUUUCUGAACAAGAUGACAAGUUCUUCUUUUUUAAGAAUGCUGUCUUUGAUGCUAUUAUUGAACGACGUGUGUAUAGUGACAAAAUGAUUGUGGACACAGUGGAAAACGAGAUCCGCCUUUGGAUGAAUUAUCUGAGCAAAAAAGAAUUGGAUUACUUGAAGGAAGAGAUAUAUAAUGAUUUGAAUAUACGAACACCUCCAACAGUGGAGAAAAGCAAACAUAUUUCUAUAUAUGCUAAUGAUAACGUUUCUUUGGAUUCCAAUGAAUCGUCCGAUAACUCAUCAGAAGCUUCAUCUGACACUGUUCAGAAUGAGGAAGAACGAAAUGGAAGUGACAAAUCAUUAUCAGAAAUGUCAGUACAUUCUAAUAGACAAUACUCAUCCGCUUCAUCUACGUCAUCAACAUCAUCAUCAUCUUCUACAGAAUCAUCAUCAACAUAUUCACAGUCAUCAUCAACAAGCUCCUUAUCAACAAGAUAA